Molecule: messenger RNA, 525 nt
Organism: Oryza brachyantha (malo sina)
Lineage: Eukaryota; Viridiplantae; Streptophyta; Magnoliopsida; Poales; Poaceae
Exons: 2
Coding region: 1-525 (174 amino acids)
Source: RefSeq, a predicted model, not a curated record
AUGGGCUUCGAGCCAAGCCCGCACGAGGCGGCUCUCUACCGGCGGGGAAAUAGAGGAAAUAACCUGCUGGUGGGUGUUUAUGUUGACGACUUGGUGAUCACCGGCACCAAGGAUACAGAGGUGGUAGCGUUCAAGGAAGACAUGAAGACUGCCUACGCCAAGCGCGUCGUUGAGCUAGCUGGGCUCAACGAUUGCAACCCAGCCCUCACCCCGAUGGAGGAGAGGCUGAAGCUGAGCCGGGACAGCACGGCGGAGGAGGUGGAUGCUACGCAGUACCGGCGUCUUGUGGGGAGCCUUCGCUAUCUUACCCACACACGGCCGGACUUGGCGUUCUCCGUCGACUACGUUAGUCGGUUCAUGCAGCUGCCGACGAUGGAGCACCAGCAAGCUAUGAAGAGGAUCAUCCGCUACGUUGCGGGACUCUCGACUACGGCCUCUACUACCCGAGGUGCCCUGGAAAGGCACAGUUCAUUGGGUAAACCAACAGCGACCACGCCGGCGACAUCGACACUAGCAAGAGCAUAA